AUGGAAGAUUCAGCCAUCGAACGCCGAGGCCCGCUUCCGACAGCGAAGAACCAUCCCCCACCAAGGAACUGCGAUCGAAUGAUCAGACUAACGUCUGAAAUCCUCAGUAAUUGUCGAAAUGUCGAGCUUCGUGGCAUGCUCAUCAUUCUACAGAAUAACCUCGCUCCGGCCGCCAAAGAGCUUGACAAGUGGGUCAUAGCUUACACUUCAUAUCAGCUCAGGUACGCUGGCGACACUGGACUACUAGCGCUGCACCAGCAGAUCAUGGAUGGCGACAAGGAAAUCGCAGCUUAUGUGUUAAACGAAGUUGAGACAUAUCGCAAGUGGUGCUCGGACCAGUGCACCUGGACCUCCCAUCCCCCAUCCAGCGUGGCGAAUUUGUCCGAGGGUUUUUGGCUCGAGGAUCUGAGAAAGCUGAACAAUCUGGAGAACGAGCUGCAAGGAUAUUGGCACCUCAAAUUCGAGAACAAGGGAAGAGCGGGUCGUUCAACGGGCCCCAAACGCAAGCGCGUUCACCAAUCUCCAGCCACUGACAUAGCCAACGGUCAGAUUCCCAAGAAGAGCGCAAUCGAAAUUCUCGACCUUAAGAGCAACGAUAGUGUUGAGACACCGCUACGAUUCCCCAGUCGCAAGCAGUGUUAUCCGCCUAGCUACGCAGUCUCUGGUCCAGUCCAACAAGGACCUUCGAAACGACAAAGUCAAGUCAUCAGUCUACUGGACAGCGACACUGACAGCUCGUCACCUCCAUCAAGAAGUGCCACCCGCAGCCAGUCCCUUCCAUUCAGGGAAACGACCUCCGUCCCGCGCCAACAUGGCUCCACGAAGCGAGAUCCGAUGCCUCCCGCAAAUCUUGACGUGGCCCCACACGCCGCCGAGUACAUACUACGUGCCUACGGUCGCCAUCCGGAGAAACCAGGCCUCAAUGCUGCUCUCGACGACAUGCUUCCGAAGACGUUGUCGCACAUGACGAAAGAUGCCAGGGCUGCUGGAGAGAGUCUACCGGACUUUCAGGCACGCAUGAUCCAGGAGGCACGGGACUAUUUUGAGGCCAAGGACAAAGCUGCAGGACGAGAGACGACAUGGGACUUGAACGAGUUGAAAGCCUUACAGAAGGGAAAGAGACGAGCUUAA
Molecule: messenger RNA, 1131 nt
Organism: Cyphellophora europaea CBS 101466
Lineage: Eukaryota; Fungi; Ascomycota; Eurotiomycetes; Chaetothyriales; Cyphellophoraceae
Exons: 1
Coding region: 1-1131 (376 amino acids)
Source: RefSeq, a predicted model, not a curated record